Messenger RNA from Biomphalaria glabrata, 1176 nucleotides. RefSeq lists its product as uncharacterized. The record is from RefSeq and is a predicted model, not a curated record. The coding region runs from base 331 to 1176 and encodes 281 amino acids. Lineage: Eukaryota; Metazoa; Mollusca; Gastropoda; Planorbidae. The transcript is spliced from 6 exons. Gene Ontology annotation, molecular function: metallopeptidase activity.
CAAUGACAAUAUAUGACUGUAAUUGAGAGAACAUAUUGGAAGAAUGUCUAUUAUUGUUGUAAUUUUCUCUGUUUUCAUCUGUCAUAUCUCAAGUACUGACGUUAUGCUUCAAUAUGAGGCGAGUGAAGUCACAGGAGAUCAAAUGCCUGACCAGGUCAAUGUAACUUUUAGCACAGAAACAAAAUCUCUAACCAAACUUAAUCUCAGACGCUCGCGGCAUUUUAACCUCGAUAUUCCUUUGUAUACUUUGGACACCAACCAGGAAGGAAUUUUCCAUAGACAUAAAGUGAAAACCAGACCCAAAAAGCGCCAGAAGAAAAAACUGUGAGAAUGAAUGCCAUCAACAUUAGAGACAUUCAUAUGAAAAGCACAGGUCAUAAAUCUAACCGGUCAAAACUGAGGUCAGUCCCACAAAGCCGACGUCGCCGGAACGUAGUGCAGGACUACUACCCACAAAGCAGACGUCGCCGGAACACAGUGCUGGACUACUACCCACAAAGCAGACGUCGCCGGAACACAGUGCAGGACUACUACCCACAAAGCAGACGUCGCCGGAACACAGUGCAGGACUACUACCCACAAAGCAGACGUCGCCGGAACACAGUGCAGGACUACUACCCACAAAGCAGACGUCGCCGGAACACAGUGCAGGACUACUACCCACAAAGCAGACGUCGCCGGAACACAGUGCUGGACUACUACCCACAAAGCAGACGUCGCCGGAACGCAGUGCAGGACUACUACCCACAAAGCAGACGUCGCAGGAACACAGUUCUGGACUACUACCCACAAAGCAGACGUCGCCGGAACGCAGUGCAGGACUACUACGUAGACGUGGUGGCGAUGAUUGACUACAAACGCUACUCCAAGUUCUUAGCACAAGCUAACUACAAUAACUUCACGGCAAUGCAGACUAUUCUAGAGUACUAUGCUUUAGUAUUUAGUGGGGCCGAUAUGCUGUAUGAAGCCAUCAAACAUCUAGAGUAUACGAUUCAUAUUCUACUGAGUAAAGUAUACGUUCUUCAGACGGUCGCUUCUUCAAGUUUUAUAGACAGGGACGCUAGUUACGAUGAGAUGAAUGCGGACACAGCGAUAGAUAAUCUACAAGCAUUUAACAUAGGCUCUGGGAGUAGCAUCGUUGGUAUUUAUGAUCACGUGAUGCUGUUAACAGGGUAA